Molecule: messenger RNA, 1095 nt
Organism: Eruca vesicaria subsp. sativa (arugula)
Lineage: Eukaryota; Viridiplantae; Streptophyta; Magnoliopsida; Brassicales; Brassicaceae
Source: the annotation of a GenBank genome assembly
AUGGCAAUGGAAACACAAACACAUCUCACAGAAGCCAUGUUGACGGAGAUUCUAGCUAGACUUCCCUUGAUAAGCAUCGCGAGGUUCAAAACGGUGUGCAAAACAUGGAAAACGACACUCGAAUCUCCGUACUUCCGUCGUCUCUUUGUGUCGGCUCACCAAAACUCCUCUUCCUCGUGGUCACUAGUGUGUGGAUCAAAAGAACUCAUAGGGUUCCAUGGAUGCAAGACAUGGAAUCUUCCCAAGUCUCUCAUCCCACCGUCUCUCAAAGGCUUUAGUAUCGGUGAUGCCAGCUACACAGAUUCUUCUAGUGGAAUGGUUGUGAUAGACAGCUCCGAUAAUUCUUAUUGCUACGUGGGCAAUCCAGUUUUACAACAGUGGGUCAGAAUCCCACCAGCUCCAAUUGCUUCCCGUGUGUUUGGUUUGGUUACUCGCGUGGACGAGGAUCGUGUCGUCUCCAGCUUCAAAGUGAUUAGGUUAGCUACGGUCGCAUCUACUGGUAAUGAUCUUCUCUCGUGUAUCUUGUACGUGUUUAUUUAUUCCUCCGAGAUAGGGAUUUGGAGUUUCAAGAAAAUUUACUCUCCUCACCAAAUCGUUGACGCCCGGGUGAGUGUGGAUGGAGUACUCGUCGCUCAUGAUUUCUAUUCGGAAUCCAAUGAGUUCCGGGAUAUUGCUUUGAAGAUUUGGAGGUUGAACAAUGAUGAUGAAACUUGGAAACUUUUGUGGGUAUUCGAGCUCCCGAGUACCCGUGCUUAUGUACCCAUGGCAAUGCAUCCAUUUGAUAUCGGUACUAUUUAUCUAUGUAGUCAUCAUGAUCAUCAAUUGGUAUCAUGUAACUUGCGGACACUAAACUGUACAAUCCUCAAGGAUGGAUAUAAUGAUGAUGGUCAUCAAGAUUGUUUCAUUGACCAGUCUGUUUGUGACGACUUUGUGCAUCGGAUACCUGAUCCAGUAUCAUUUUCAUAUCGGUGGGGUGGCGUUUCAGUCAGGUGCUUCCCAUUGGUUCUCCCACGGUGGAUGGGUUCGGUGCCUUGUCCUCCCCAAGCUGAGAUGAUAGAUACAAUUUCACUACUUUCGUUUAUGACUUCAACGUAG